CUCGACUCCGGCUGGACCGAAACAACUCUCGGGCCGGGACAGACUUCGAAGUCGAAGAGGAAGGACAUGAGGCGACAUCAGCGAUGAUCAGCCAUUGUAGAACUCCAUUAGCAAUGAAGAAAAAAUAUGGAACAAAUACCGACAGCGUGCUCGCUCUGGCUUUGGCAAAGCAACAUCGACCUCAUCGGCGCGAGACAUCGACAAAAUGGGCGCCAUCACACAACCUCCCGUACACACAAUUCCCGUGGUGGACAUCAGUCCCUUCUUGAAGUCUCCCUCAUCAGACGCUGCAGACCAAGUUGUGCGACAGAUGCGACAUGCAUGCCACACCUACGGUUUCUUCUACCUCGUCGGCCAUGGGGUAUCAGAAGAAGUUCGGCGCGGCCAUCUCGAUCGCGCCAAGCUCUUCUUCACACUAUCCGAAGAAGAGAAGAUGGAUGUUUGGAUCGGCAAGUGUAUGGGAAAAUCUCAUCGCGGUUAUGAGCCCUCUGGCAUCCAGACUCACAAGGAGGGGUUGAAACCCGACACGAAAGAGGCCUUCAUCAUCGGCCGUGAAGUACCGGCAGAUGAUCCCACUGCGGGCACAUUCUCCACUGGUCCCAACCUUUGGCCGAAGGCUCUUGCAGACGAGGACUUCAAGACUCCAAUUCUGAACUACCAAGCGGACAUGCUGGAGCUGUCUAAAGUACUUCUCAAAAUCCUGGCACGUGGACUGCCUGCUGAGUGGAGCGUCACUGAGGAGACUAUGCUCGAAUUCGCCGAAACACCCUCAAUGCCCAUGAGAUUACUCCACUAUGCACCGCAGCCGUUCAAAGAUCCAAGCCAAUUUGGAGUGGGUGACCACACCGACUAUGGUGGCAUCACCAUCCUCCUCGCGGAAGACAAUUCCAAGGGUCUAGAGGUGUGGUACCCACCCACAGAGACAUGGAUCGAGGUUCCCAUCAUUCCCGGAUCCUAUGUGAUCAACAUGGGAGAUAUGAUGCACCAUUGGACCAAUGGCUACUACAGGUCAGCACGGCACCGGGUGGUCAGCUGGAAUACAUCAGAGCCUCGGUACAGUGCUCCAUGGUUCUUGAAUGGAAAGCUGGACCUGCAGUGCGCGGCGCUUGAUGGUUCUGGAGCGAGUACAACUCCUGCUGAACAUAUCAUGGCGAGGCUCAUGGCUACUAUGGGGGAUCGGAGUGGUAAGAAACUAGCGGAGUAAUUUGUAGCCGGCCAAUUUGAAUGCUUUCCGG
Molecule: messenger RNA, 1235 nt
Organism: Dissoconium aciculare CBS 342.82
Lineage: Eukaryota; Fungi; Ascomycota; Dothideomycetes; Mycosphaerellales; Dissoconiaceae
Product: 2OG-Fe(II) oxygenase family oxidoreductase
Exons: 3
Coding region: 206-1204 (332 amino acids)
Molecular function (GO): dioxygenase activity
Source: RefSeq, a predicted model, not a curated record